AUGGCGCAACCGCCGCCAGAUCAAAACUUUUAUCAUCCACACCCGCAUCCUCAUGCACAUCCUCAUCCACAGUUGCAAUUGCCACCACAGUUUCGGAAUCCCUUUGAUUUGCUUUUUGACGAACGUACUGGUGCAAUCAACUAUAAUUAUAUACGCCCAUAUAUUCCAAAUCAAUUACAAAAGCCAGAUGAUUUAUCCGACUCACUGGUUAUGCGUCGACCACGACGAACGAGAACAACAUUUACUAGUGCUCAAAUUGCAGAACUGGAACAGCAUUUUUUACAAGGUAGAUAUUUGACGUCAUCGCGACUUGCAGAACUCUCAGCUAAACUUGCUCUUGGCACGGCUCAAGUGAAAAUUUGGUUUAAGAAUCGUAGAAGACGUCAUAAAAUUCAAGCGGAUCAACAGAAAGACUAUUCGUGCGACAGUAUGCCAUUGUCACCCGCUGCAUCGAAUUCUUCGAAAUCUGAGACGAAUGGAAGUGCCAGCAGUUGCGGCAGUAGCAGCAGUAGUGGCUCAUCAACAUCAUCUAGCGGACCACCUAGCUUGCAGUCUUUGAGUCUGAAUGGUAGUGGUGGAUCAACGCCAAAUCCAUUAACACCCUCUCCAACCCCGACUACACCGACCGCAAAUCUCAUGGAACAUUACGGAGAGGCUGCCUUCAAUCCGUACUACUACAAUAAUCAUCAUGCUUCGCAUCCACCACACCAUCAUCAAGCCCAUCACCAUACACAUGCCUCAUUGACACAUCCGUAUGCUGCAGCCGGAACACAGUAUUAUCCUCCUCCAACUGGUAGUUUGCAACAUCACCAGCAUCAACAUCAGCAACAAUAUCAUGCUCAUCAUCCUCAUCAAUUUCAGAUGCAACACAAACCGCAGGCGUCAUCGAUCAAAGAAGAUCCGGAAUACUCCUAUGACAAUCCGUACUACAUGAGAAUGCCAACAUCUUUGCCUGAAACUACGGCCACAACAACCGUGCAGCCAUCAACAGCAAUGUCACCAAACUCUGAUGUCUAUGAACCUCUAACACCAAAAAAUGACGAAUGUAAUGGCGUAGGCGGUGGAAAUGGCGAUGCGCCUGAGGAUUUGAAUGAAACUAAAACAACAAUACGGGAGCUGGUAACCAAUAAUGCCAAUGGUAAUGACGACGCUUGUAGCAAUGGUAAUCCAAUUGGCAGUGAGGGUUCUGGUACCCCAGCAAUUAACAUUAUGGAAGAUUGUACUGGCGCAUUCGCGAAAUUUCAAAAGAUGUCACCCGAUACCACCGAUCCCAACUAUCAGUGCACGAUGGAUACGCUUAUGCACGCGUAUAACAAUCAUCGUAACACGUCAGCAAAUACUCAGCAAUUUGCCACCUAUUGUUUCAACUGA
This is a messenger RNA of Calliphora vicina (urban bluebottle blowfly), 1371 nucleotides long. RefSeq names its product bicoid (gene bcd). Gene Ontology annotation, biological process: regulation of transcription by RNA polymerase II. Lineage: Eukaryota; Metazoa; Arthropoda; Insecta; Diptera; Calliphoridae. Gene Ontology annotation, molecular function: RNA polymerase II cis-regulatory region sequence-specific DNA binding; DNA-binding transcription factor activity, RNA polymerase II-specific. Gene Ontology annotation, cellular component: nucleus. Bases 1 to 1371 code for a protein of 456 amino acids. The record is from RefSeq and is a predicted model, not a curated record. The transcript is spliced from 4 exons.